AUGGGUGUCCCGAAAUUCUUCCGCUGGCUGAGUGAGCGGUAUCCGUCAAUCUCGAUGCUGAUCGCAGAGAGCCGGAUACCCGAAUUCGAUAGCCUAUACCUCGACAUGAACGGCAUUAUUCACAACUGUACACAUAGUGACAGCGAUUCCCCGACAUUUCGCAUGACGGAGGAUCAAAUGUUCAUUGCCAUCUUCAAUUACAUUGAACAUCUAUUUGGCAAGAUCAAGCCCAAGAAACUGUUCUAUAUGGCGGUAGACGGUGUUGCGCCUCGCGCUAAAAUGAAUCAACAACGCGCUCGUCGAUUCCGAACGGCUCUGGAUGCAGAAAAUGCGAAGGAGAAGGCCAUCCAGCAGGGUCUGGAGAUGCCAAAGGAAGAUGCCUUUGACAGCAACUGCAUCACCCCAGGUACCGAAUUCAUGCAAAAAUUGACGAAACAACUCAAAUACUUCAUCAACAAGAAGAUCUCGGAGGACACUGAUUGGCAAGGUGUGGAAAUUGUGCUUUCUGGGCAUGAGGUUCCAGGAGAAGGUGAGCACAAGAUUAUGGAAUACAUUCGCUGCUCGAAAGCGCAGCCUGACUAUGAAUCCAACGUUCGCCACUGUCUUUACGGUCUGGAUGCCGAUCUGAUCAUGCUGGGUCUUCUCAGCCAUGACCCUCACUUCUGCCUUCUUCGAGAAGAGGUGACAUUUGGUCGCCAAGUAUCCAAGAAGCCCAAGGAACUGGAACAUCAAAACUUUUAUUUGUUGCAUCUGAGCGUGGUUCGGGAAUAUUUGGAAUUAGAAUUCCAAGAGCUAGAACAAGAAGGUGUUCUGGAUUUCCCAUUCGAUAUGGAGCGUGUUAUUGAUGAUUUCAUUCUCAUGGCCUUUUUCGUUGGCAACGAUUUCUUGCCCAACCUUCCAAACUUACAUAUCAACGAGGGUGCCCUUGCCCUUAUGUUCAAGCUCUACAAGGAGGUGCUGCCAAAGAUGGGCGGCUACAUCAAUGAGCAGGGUGUUAUCAAUGUGCAACGGUUGGGUAUGCUCGUGACCGCACUCAGUGCUGUGGAAUACCGAUUCUUUGAGGCAGAGAACUCUGAUGCACAAUGGAUCAAGUCAAAGAAAGACUCAAACAUUGAUUAUUCAACCUCGCAACAGAAGAAAGAGCUUACGCUCACUCCUUCUCAAAAGGAGAUCCUCAAGACGGUCAAGAAGUACGUUCUGAACCGGUCUGACAAGGCCUCUGAACCUCUUGAUCUUCCCCCUACACUUCCAGCCCGUGACCGCACUUUCGUUGAACGGCUUGCGGAUGAGCUCCGGUUGUCUUGGUCCUCCCUCGACAAUGAGAACGGUGAUCGGUUCAUGAGGCUCUCCUUGCCUCCGACUCAGGGCGAUAGUGAUGACGACGAAGAGGAUGAGGAGGCAUCAAUGGCUGUUCAGCGUAUUAUUCGGAAGUACGAGAAGGCCAAGGUUCAGGAGAUGACGGCCGAGGAAGCGCAGAAGGCUGCCCAGGAGAAAUAUGACACCAAGUUCCUUGAAUGGAAAGAUAAAUAUUAUCGGACCAAGUUCGGUUGGGGUCUCGACAACAAGGAAGAGAUGAAGAAGCUGGCACAAAACUAUGUGCAAGGAUUGCAGUGGGUCUUGUUCUACUAUUACCGUGGCAUUGCAUCGUGGCCCUGGUUCUUCCAGUACCACUAUGCCCCUAUGAUCUCUGAUGUGAAUGAUGGCCUUGGUGCAGACAUGGACUUCAAGUUGGGACAGCCUUUCCGGCCGUUCGACCAACUUAUGGGUGUCUUGCCCGACCGCAGUAAGAAGAUCGUGCCUACUGCGUAUUGGGACCUGAUGACCUCGCCUGAUUCCCCCAUCUACGACUUCUACCCUCGUGAUUUCGAUCUUGAUAUGAACGGGAAAAAGAUGGAAUGGGAAGCUGUUGUCAAGAUCCCAUUCAUCGACGAAAAGCGGCUGUUGGACGCCCUUAAAACGAAAGAAAACCUUCUUUCCGCGGACGAAAAAGCAAGAAACGACUUUGGGGCCUGUCUCAAAUUCACCUAUUCCCCAGAGGUGAAUUUCGUCUACCCCUCCUCAAUGCCUGGUGUAUUCCCGGAUCUUCCUAGCUGCCGUUGCAUUGAGAACCUCUUCGAUCUCCCUGUCAUGGAUGGUUUGGUGCCCUACGCUGGCUUAAUGGACGGCGUGCACCUAGGCAAGGCAGCGCUUGCUGGCUUCCCUAGCAUCAAGACACUUCCGCACCAUGGCCAAUUGGGUUUCCACGGUGUUUGCGUGUUCAAUCAAGACAGCCGCAAUGAGAGUCAGGUUAUUACACUCCUCGAUCCGGGAAGCCGGUCGAGCAUUGAACUAGCUAAGACGAAGCUCGGGAAGCGUGUCCACGUUGGUUAUCCAUUCUUGCAAGAAGCUCUUGUGGUUCGCGUCUCAGACGAAUUAUUUGAUUAUAUUCUUCCUGUCGGAGAAGAACACCCUGUCUCUAUUCCCCAUACCCCUCAGCAAAUUGAGCAGUGGAAGAGGAAGGCCAACAAGAUCGAGGGCACCUACAGCAAGCGUCUAGCAAUUAUCAUUGGCGAUGUCGAAUCUCUGGUCCACAUUCAACUUCUGAAGGGCAUGAGCAAGACUGAUGAUGGAGCCACGGUCAAGGAAUUCGCUGAUAUACCCGGCCAAGAGACAGACUAUGCUCUUCAGGUUAUUGUUGAUGAUGUGAUCAAUCCUGAUGAACGUUUCAUUGAGCGGGAAGCCCUCUCUAUCCAAGAAGAAUUCCCUGAGGGUUCUCGUGCCUUCUUCUUGGGUGACUUCAACUACGGAAGGCCUGUGUAUGUUAGCGGACACGAGGAUGGAAAGGUGAAUGGACUGGUCGCGGCUGUGAAAGGUCGUGAGCCAGAAUUCGGUCGAGAGCGUGUUAAGGUAUCCGAGCAACUUUGCCCGUACAUGCCUUCGUACGCUGUUGCCCGUAGUCUUCGCCUCAAUCCUUUGGUACUGGCUAAGAUCACAUCUUCCUUUACUGUUGACAUCGAAGGCCAACGUGCGAACCUCGGUCUUAACCUGAAGUUCCAGGCAAAGCAACAGAAGGUUCUUGGAUACUCCCGUCGGGGAGAAUCCGGCUGGGAAUUCAGCCAGAAGGCAGUAGAACUGAUUCAACAGUACAUGAUCAAUUUCCCCGAAUUCAUUGCUGGCAUCCAGCGCAACCCUCAAAGCGACCGUUAUUCUCCCACUGAUUUCUAUCCCGAGGAAAUUGCCGCCCUCAAGAUGAAGGAGAUCAAGGAUUGGCUCAAAUCUAUAGAAGCUAAGAACUUCGAGAGAGUGCCCCUCGAUGCUGAGCAGCUUGACUCGGAUAUUGUGAUGUUAAUUGAGCAAGAUGCCGACAAUCUCAAUGCAUCCCUGCCAGAAAUGCAACCGAAGAAGGUUCGGGGUGUACCCCGCAGUGCUCUCCUUCGGCCUGCCGAUGUCGAGCACCGUCUCGGAAACCAAAGUUUCAAGCUCGGCGAUCGGGUUGUGUAUGCCCAGGAUUCUGGUAAGGUGCCGAUCGCUACUCGUGGCACAGUUGUCGGUCUCACCAGAACCUCGCGAGCUCUUCUGCUUGAUGUUGUCUUUGAUGUGUCGUUUAUGAGCGGCACUACACUAGGUGGCCGAUGCUCACCAUUCCGUGGUCAAACUGUUUUGGCAUCUUCCCUCCUCAACAUCUCCAACCGGCAACUUAUUACCAGUUCCCGUGCUACAGCUAGCCAGCAGACCCAGCAAACAAAGACUCCUUUGACAGUUGCUGGGUACGGCGCCCCUAUUGGCCCCAACGGACAGGGACAACUGAGAAACGCAACUGCCCCUCCACCCCUAAGAGGUUCUUUCCGAGGAGCUGUCACCGGACAGGGCAAUGGCGGUGGGCGUGGAGGUCGCGGGGGUCUUGGUCUCAACAACGGACAGCAGACCACUCUCCCCUUCCGUCCCCACGCCAAUGGUGGUGGUGUUCCCCGUGGUCCUCGUGGUGGCGGUCGCGGAGGUGCCCGGGGUGGAUAUGUCGCAAUGGAUAACAGCGACCCCAACGAGGGUGUUAUCCAAAACAACCCCAACUUCCGUCCGCAGGACUACUCUCGCGUCCCGCCGCCGCAAGGAUUGGAUCGAGGACGUGGCCGUGGUCGCGGUCGUGGUAAUGGGUUCCGUGGCAGAGGAGGUCGUGGACGAGGUGCGCCCCAGGCCACCCCCCAGUGA
This is a messenger RNA of Penicillium crustosum, 4185 nucleotides long. RefSeq names its product chromatin-binding exonuclease XRN1. The coding region runs from base 1 to 4185 and encodes 1394 amino acids. Gene Ontology annotation, cellular component: nucleus. The record is from RefSeq and is a predicted model, not a curated record. Gene Ontology annotation, molecular function: RNA binding; 5'-3' RNA exonuclease activity. The transcript is spliced from 2 exons. Gene Ontology annotation, biological process: rRNA catabolic process; nuclear-transcribed mRNA catabolic process. Lineage: Eukaryota; Fungi; Ascomycota; Eurotiomycetes; Eurotiales; Aspergillaceae.